Messenger RNA from Mixia osmundae IAM 14324, 1898 nucleotides. RefSeq lists its product as uncharacterized. Gene Ontology annotation, molecular function: translation elongation factor activity; GTPase activity; GTP binding. The record is from RefSeq and is a predicted model, not a curated record. Lineage: Eukaryota; Fungi; Basidiomycota; Mixiomycetes; Mixiales; Mixiaceae. The transcript is spliced from 5 exons. Gene Ontology annotation, biological process: translation; translational elongation. Bases 306 to 1880 code for a protein of 524 amino acids.
CUCGAGCAUCUCAUCGUUCGUAUCGACCCUCUCUCAGUAGCCUGACUCCAUUUCGCCCUCAUGGAGCUCGUGCCACCGACCAGCGGUCAGGGGACGCGAUCGGUCCCUCGCAUGCAAAAUUUUGCAUCGACCGCAGAUUUGCUCAUGGCCGCUGGCCGUCCCCGAAGUGUGCAUCCCGCACGAGCACUACAUCUCUCGGUCUCUACCGUCCAGCUCUCAACCGUUGCCACAUCCCCCUACCAAUCCUAGGGGACCAUUCUCUGACACGGUGCCUUUGUCGUUUUGCAGUGCAAUAGAUUAGCAAAAUGGGAAAGGAAAAGGGUCACGUUAACGUCGUCGUCAUCGGUCACGUCGAUUCCGGUAAAUCGACGACCACUGGUCACUUGAUCUACAAAUGCGGUGGUAUCGAUAAGCGAACUAUCGAAAAGUUCGAGAAGGAAGCUGCCGAACUCGGCAAGGGCUCCUUCAAGUAUGCAUGGGUGCUCGACAAGCUAAAAGCCGAGCGUGAGCGUGGUAUCACGAUCGACAUUGCCCUAUGGAAGUUCGAGACGCCAAAGUACUUUGUCACCGUCAUCGACGCUCCCGGCCAUCGUGACUUCAUCAAGAACAUGAUCACCGGCACAUCCCAGGCCGAUUGCGCCAUUCUCAUCAUCGCCGCCGGCACGGGCGAAUUCGAGGCCGGCAUCUCAAAGGAUGGCCAGACGCGCGAGCACGCGUUGCUCGCCUUCACGCUAGGUGUCCGUCAGCUCAUCGUCGCCAUCAACAAGAUGGACACGACAAAGUGGUCCGAGUCCCGAUACGAGGAAAUCGUCAAGGAGACCUCCAACUUCAUCAAGAAGGUCGGCUUCAAUCCCAAGGGCGUCGCCUUUGUGCCCAUCUCCGGCUGGCACGGUGACAACAUGCUCGAGGAAUCCGUCAACAUGACCUGGUUCAAGGGAUGGGUCAAGGAGACCAAGGCCGGCGAGGUCAAGGGCAAGACUUUGCUCCAGGCCAUUGACGCCAUCGAGCCUCCCGUACGACCAUCAGACAAGCCCCUCCGUCUGCCUCUCCAGGAUGUCUACAAGAUUGGCGGUAUCGGAACAGUGCCCGUUGGUCGUGUCGAGACUGGCACCAUCAAGGCCGGCAUGGUCGUCGUCUUUGCGCCCACCAACGUCACGACUGAAGUCAAGUCGGUCGAGAUGCACCACGAACAGCUCGAGGCAGGUCAGCCAGGUGACAACGUCGGAUUCAACGUGAAGAACGUCUCCGUCAAGGACAUCCGUCGUGGCAACGUUGCCGGCGACACCAAGAACGACCCCCCCAAGGAGGCCGCCUCUUUCAUCGCCCAGGUCAUCGUGCUCAACCACCCCGGUCAGAUCGGUGCGGGAUACCAGCCCGUCCUCGAUUGCCACACCGCCCACAUCGCCUGCAAGUUCGAAGCGCUGAACGAGAAGAUUGACCGCCGAACAGGCAAGUCGAUCGAGUCAUCGCCCAAGUUUGUCAAGAGCGGCGAUGCCGCACUUGUCAACAUGGUCCCAAGCAAGCCUCUCUGUGUCGAGCCAUUCUCUGCCUACCCACCUCUCGGCCGUUUCGCUGUCCGUGACAUGCGUCAAACCGUCGCUGUCGGUGUCAUCAAGAGCGUGAGUCUUUUCAUCGAUCCUCAUCUUUGCUCUCCUUCUCGGUCUCGCUGCUGCGCGUCCGUGCGCACUGCGCGGAGAUGGAUGACAAGAGACCAUCUGCUUGACACUAUUCGAGCAUCUGGCUUCCCCAUUGAUCUCUCACCCUCUCGUCCGCGCUGGGAUUCCCGUACUGACACUGCAUGCGUUCUCCAGGUCGAGAAGACCGAUGGCAAGUCUGGCAAGGUGACAAAGGCAGCAGAGAAGGCGCUCAAGAAGAAAUGAUCGCAUUCUCCAUCAACC